Cricetulus griseus (Chinese hamster) is the source of this 1030-nucleotide messenger RNA. Lineage: Eukaryota; Metazoa; Chordata; Mammalia; Rodentia; Cricetidae. The record is from RefSeq and is a predicted model, not a curated record.
AGCCACCCACCCAGCAUGAACCAGCAACAUGGAUCAGCAGAUGGAGCGGUGACCAUAGCGGAUGACUACUCAGAUCCUUUUGAUGCCAAGAAUGACCUCAAGAGCAAAACAGGAAAGGGGGAAAGCGCUGGCUACAUGGAGCCCUAUGAAGCCCAAAGGAUCAUGACAGAAUUCCAGAGGCAGGAGAGUGUCCGGUCCCAACACAAAGGUAUUCAGUUAUAUGACACCCCUUAUGAGCCCGAAGGCCAGAAUGUGGACUCAGAUUCGGAGAGCACUGUGAGCCUUCGACUGCGGGAGAGCAAGCUACCCCAGGAUGAUGACAGGCCUGCUGAUGAGUACGACCAGCCUUGGGAAUGGAACCGGGUCACCAUCCCCGCCCUGGAAGCCCAAUUCAAUGGCAACGAGAAGCGGCAGUCUUCCCCAUCACCUUCUCGGGACCGACGGCGCCAGCUCCGCGCUCCUGGAGGAGGCUUCAAGCCCAUCAAACACGGGAGCCCUGAGUUCUGUGGGAUCCUGGGAGAGAGAGUGGAUCCCACCAUCCCACUGGAGAAACAAAUAUGGUAUCAUGGAGCCAUCAGCAGAAGUGAUGCUGAGAACCUGCUGCGACUCUGUAAGGAGUGUAGCUACCUUGUCCGGAACAGCCAGACCAGCAAGCAUGACUACUCCCUCUCCUUGAAGAGCAACCAGGGCUUUAUGCACAUGAAACUGGCCAAGACCAAAGAGAAGUAUGUUCUGGGUCAGAACAGCCCCCCUUUUGACAGUGUCCCGGAAGUCAUCCACUACUACACCACCAGGAAGCUACCCAUCAAAGGGGCGGAACACUUGUCCCUCCUCUACCCAGUGGCUGUGCUGGCUCUGUGGAUGGCCCAGCCUCACCCUGCUCUGUGACCAAGCCUGAUACUUGGAGGAGCUAGCAGGGCACCGGCCAGCUCUCUGUGUUGCCACCGGUGUCCACCAGUGUGUGUCAUGUAUGUGUAUGGUACUAGCACACCACUGCAUUUCCUAGAAUGCUCUUGUCACUUACAGGGUU